Molecule: messenger RNA, 1158 nt
Organism: Parastagonospora nodorum SN15
Lineage: Eukaryota; Fungi; Ascomycota; Dothideomycetes; Pleosporales; Phaeosphaeriaceae
Exons: 2
Coding region: 1-1158 (385 amino acids)
Source: RefSeq, a predicted model, not a curated record
AUGGUUACACGGAAACACGGCAGCCAAGGCCUCUCGAUAAAGACUGCCUCCACCGUCUCCUCCCCCGCCUCAUCGCUGGCCGAGUUCGACGCCGACGACGUCAAAAUGGCCAUGACCGACGUCCAGCCCGCUCCCCUCACCGUCUCAAUACCCAAGAACAUAGCCAGCCCACAAUGCCGGAAGCCAAAUCUCUCCGAGAUCCUCGCCAACACCGCACCGCCGCCCUACACACUUAGCUCCUUCAUGGCCUUCCUCUCGCAGAAUCACUGCUUAGAAAACCUCGAAUUCACCAUGGACGCUUCGCGCUAUCGCAAGCACUACUCAAAGAUGGUCAACCGCCAUCCGGGCAGCGCAAUCUCGCCCUUGUCCGACGAGUGCACCUACGUGCUUAUGCUCUGGCGUCGCUUGAUCGACGCUUACAUCAGAGAAUCAGGCCCGCGAGAAGUCAAUCUUCCUGCUGAAGUCCGUGACAACCUUCUAGGCCUCUCUGAAUCAUAUGUCCCACCACACCCCUCGUCCCUCGACGAGGCUGUGUCUAAGAUUUACGAGUUGAUGGAGGAGAGCGUGCUGGUCUCGUUCCUCAACUCUGCUAGCCCACAAAGCGCACAUCCCACCAUGAGCCACGACAACUACGACCCCACCCUCACCCGGUCUUCUACCCGGAGCUACGAUGAGCGGACUCUGCUUGCUCGAAGCCAGCAGCCGCAUCUUCCUGUCCACCAGCGUGCAUCUGCACCUUCAUCCCUCACAGCCGGCUUCAUGGCCAGCCGUCCCUUCUCACAUUCCAGAUUCCAUUCACAGCCGACCUCAUCUGGACCCCAUACUACCCGUGUUACAUCAGGCUACAACAGUGGCAGUGAUGCAUUGACGGACGACUCGGGAAGCGGAAGCCCAUCUGGCAUGAGCGAUCCUCUUACACCUCCUGGGACUCCCCCAAUGAGCGACUACCACAUGUCGGACUACCAACAGGCUUACUACGAGAGUGGCUCAAACAGUGGCACGCCUAGCCCGCGCACGAGUCGCGGCGAGCAUAAUGGUCUCGCUAGCGCCACAAGGGACAGCUGGAAGCGAGUCAGCAGCAAACUUUGGCCCAAGAAGAAGAGCGGAGGCCAACUCCGCGAAGACGAACCUGGCGUCGUCGAGGGAGGCUUGUUCUAA